Morus notabilis is the source of this 843-nucleotide messenger RNA. RefSeq names its product WAT1-related protein At5g40240. The coding region runs from base 91 to 843 and encodes 250 amino acids. The record is from RefSeq and is a predicted model, not a curated record. Gene Ontology annotation, cellular component: plasma membrane. The transcript has 6 exons. NCBI's taxonomy places the organism in Eukaryota, Viridiplantae, Streptophyta, Magnoliopsida, Rosales, Moraceae. Gene Ontology annotation, molecular function: transmembrane transporter activity.
AAAAUUGUCCUUGUUGCGCUUAUUGGGAUUUCAAACAAUGCGUGUCGAUAUAAAGGUAUAGAAUACACCUCACCAACUCUUGCUUCAGCCAUGAGCAACCUUACACCUGCUUUUACUUUCAUUUUUGCCCUCAUUUUCAGGAUGAAUAAUAUGGACAUUAGAAGCAAAACAAUUCAAAGUAAAAUCACAGGCACUAUACUUUCAGUAUCAGGUGCAUUGAUCGCAGUUCUCUACAAGGGCCCUAUAAUUGUAUUCUCUGCACCUUCAUCUCCUUCUCAAUCACAGUCCCUUUCCUUUCAACAUUCUUUGGGAACAUCAAAUACAAAUUGGAUCUUAGGAGGCCUUUUACUAGUUUCCGAAAAUCUUCUGAACUCCUUCUGGUACAUUCUUCAGACACAGAUAAUGAAUAUUUACCCAAAUGAGCAAACUGUGUCACUCAUAUACUUCCUGUGCAAGACAAGAAUUUCCUUACCAAUAUGCUUUCUGGCAGAAACAAAAUGGAGCGCUUGGACACUGAGACCUGAUAUAGAAUUGGUCACUAUUGUCUUAUCAGGAGUGUUUGGACCAUCCUUCAAUACAUUGGUCCACACAUGGGGAGUACACUUGAAGGGGCCUCUCUAUAUAGCAAUCUUCAAGCCAUUUUCUAUUGCCAUUGCAGCUGCCUUUGGUGUCAUUUUCCUUGGUGAUGCUCUCUUUCUUGGGAGUGUCGUUGGAGCAACUAUACUACUACUUGAGUUUUAUACUGUUAUAUGGGGAAAAGCACAAGAAGGACAUGUCAUGUAUUGUGGGCCCGAGAACAUGGAAGGCUCACCCGAUGGGAAGACCCCUUUGUUGCAAAGUUAA